CAGUAGAAAAAAGAGCCUUUGUACCAAUUGAAAAUACUCCUAGUUUGCAUAAAAAUAGAUUGGAACUAAAAGCGUCAUCAUUUCUGAAGUUCAAUGCCAUACAGUUUCAUAUUGCAUAAUUUUCCGUCAUUCAGUGUAUGCACACACAUUAACAGCAAUUGGAAUCAAUUGACACCAUCGAGACUAUAAUAGCAUCGUUCAUAUCAACAGCUUGUAAAUUGGAAUUGAUACACAAGGCGAGAGAGAAAGAGUGUGAGUUAAAGUGAGAGAGAGAGAAAUCAGAGAGUGCUCAUUGUUAGUGUUCUGAGUAUUCAAAGUAGGGCAUAUCAUUUCAAAACGGUGUAUGCAAACAGUUUGCAUUCCUACAUCAUCAUCAUGGUGUUGAUACACUGAUCUUGCCUUGGUAUAUAUUUUUUUGUUCGUUGCACGAAUCCGUUCCCUGUGUAUUGCGUCAAAGUGCCAAUCAUUUGUGUGGCUUGCAAAAUAUACGAGAAUUCUUUCUGUAAUUUCUCUUUUUUCGUGAAAAUCAAACAUCAACACAAACGACAACGGCGACUACGACUACGACGGCUACAAUAAUAACAACAACAAAAAAUGACGUCGACAGUAAAAAGCUUUACCGAAAUGAAUACGGCAUUGGCGAUCAGUGCCUCAUUUAUUGGCUUGUGCUGUCUGCUUGCAGCGAUUGCACGAAUUGUUGUGUCGCGAACGGUUAAAUCAUGUCUCGUGAAGGAAUUACUGUAUGAAGCGAUUGCGGCUGCCGAACUGUGUAGCUGCUGCUUCGAACUGAUUAUUGUCGCCGAUAAUUUCGGUAUCGCGGCUUAUGCGAUAUUUUUGUUCUUUUUGACGAUUCUGUGGUCAAUGGUCUGGGGCGAUGCAACUGCCUGCUGCUACGUGCAGAUGGAAGAUUGGAUCCAGGGAAAUACGUCGUUGCGUCUGGUAUUGUUGAAAACAUUUGCUCAGCUUAUGGGUGGCUGCUGUGUCUACCGUUUUGUGCAAAUCUUCUGGUGGUUUGAAUUCGCUCACACACACGAGAAUCGCGCCUUUGAAAGUUGUACAACCGAUUUGCAAGUGAAUGCUUAUUUGGGCGCAUUUAUCGAAGGUUUUGCAACAUUGCUAUGCAGACUAGCGUCACGAACGAUAGCUGAUUUGGGAAUGAGGCAUGCAGCAUUCAUUGAUUCGUUCAUCGGGACUGGCCUUGUUGUCGCGGCUUUCAAUUAUUCCGGCGGUUAUUUCAAUCCGAUAUUGGCCACGGCGCUCAAGUGGGGCUGCAGCGGUUAUAGCAAUAUCGAUCAUAUUAUUGUUUAUUGGUGUGGUGCAUGCACUGGGGCUCUCCUAUCCGUAGUGCUGUAUAAAUAUGAUGUAAUUAAGAAGCUCGUUGGCGAGGAGAGUUUGGCAAAACUAAAACCGAAAGCCGAUUAAUUUUAUACAAUUCUAUCCCUUUUAGUUCUAUAUUUGUUUUUUUGUUUUGUUUUGAGCCAAAUGCACUAUAUUGCACAAUGCUGCGCUUAAUUUAAGCUUUGUAUUUUCGAAAUCGGAUCCCCAUUACACAUAUAUCAUAGCGCUGGCUCACACCCCAUUCAAAUCGAUUGUGAAAAUGGGUGCGAACAUAAUUUUAGCUUACAACAUCCAUAUACACACAACGAGAGGGAAUUUAAUUACAAAUUCGUAUGAGUAAGUCGAAUUAGUGCAAUUUAGGCUAUUUUGCUAUUGUUUUCCAUACGUAUACUCUUUUUCGGUUCGCAAUGAAAUUCCAUAAUAAAACAUUUCUGUUAAGA
Sitodiplosis mosellana (orange wheat blossom midge) is the source of this 1778-nucleotide messenger RNA. It is a transcript of the gene AQP, whose product is annotated as aquaporin-11. The record is from RefSeq and is a predicted model, not a curated record. The transcript is spliced from 5 exons. Gene Ontology annotation, molecular function: channel activity. Gene Ontology annotation, cellular component: cytoplasm. NCBI's taxonomy places the organism in Eukaryota, Metazoa, Arthropoda, Insecta, Diptera, Cecidomyiidae. The coding region runs from base 595 to 1422 and encodes 275 amino acids.